This is a messenger RNA of Moesziomyces antarcticus, 699 nucleotides long. Its product is annotated as DUF1764-domain-containing protein. The transcript has 2 exons. The record is from RefSeq and is a predicted model, not a curated record. NCBI's taxonomy places the organism in Eukaryota, Fungi, Basidiomycota, Ustilaginomycetes, Ustilaginales, Ustilaginaceae. The coding region runs from base 1 to 699 and encodes 232 amino acids.
AUGGGUAAGAGCAAGACUACGGUCGCAGCGGGUGGAAACGCAGCCGUGGCAUCCGAGAUCGACGAUAUCUUUUCGUCCUCCACCACGUCCAAGUCGAGCUCCAGCAAGCCGAGCAAAGCGACACGAUCGGAAGCCUCAUCCAGCAGAGCAUCCAAAACAAGCGACAAGGCGGCAUCCAAGUCGACCUCAUCAUCUGCUUCCAACUCGAACUCCAAGUCGAAGCGAAAGCGGGAGGCCGACUCAGCCCCAUCAAAGAAGCGUGCUGUGGAGGUUGUCACGGACACAUCCUCCUCGAUCCCAACCAGCAUUGCUGCACCACCGCCACCCAAGACGCGGCCUUCAAAGUCUUCGGCUAGCAAUGGCGCAUUUGACGCGGCAAAGCAGGCGGAGCUGGAGGAGUUUGCCAAUUCGCGCGGUGGGGGAGAGAGGAAGACGACCGACGAUGGCCUGCGCAUCUUUUCGGCCGCCGAGCUGGGCAUGAACGACGACGGCGGCGAUACCGAGCUGUGUCCGUUCGACUGCAACUGCUCGUACAACGUGCGGCUCGUCCAGUCGAUCCUCGCGGCACCUGCCCACCAUGCACAGCUGCAGCCAGAGUGGCCGCGCGUCGAUGCUGCGGCCAAGCCCUGCACACAAGAUCCCCCCCCUGCUUCGGGCAAUGGAGAGUUGCACCGCUCUUGCUGCGCUUCGCCAGGGUGA